GGCAAGCGGAACACUGGUGUCUUAGGAGGGUGACUACUGGCAUGGGGGCAAGACGGGCAGGCAAUCCAGUGAGCUUGGGCCAUGAGCGUCUUGGACUCGGCACGUCGUCCCUCAGACCCUGAACAAGUCUCUCUUCCGGUCCAGAAGGACGGCCUUGGCCUCCCUUUGCCCACCAGGAGAACCCCCUCCUGGCCUCCGUCCCCGGACGAGGAUCCUGGUUUGCCCCCCUUUCCUCUGGAAGAGCCUGGCCCCAGGCCCAUGGCCCCGGGGAGCCUUCCCUCUCCAGCCUUGUCCCUAGAGAAAGAAGAGGAGGAGGAAGAGGAUGAGGACGGAGAAGACGCAGAGGAGCCCGAGGAGCUGCGCAGCGAGGAGCAUCCCAGCCAGUUUUUCGCGGAGGCACAGCGGCUGCGAGAGCAGAGGUUGUUGCUGGAUGAAGACGUGUCAGUCGGGGGGCGAGUAUACGGGGUGCAUCGGGUGAUCUUGGCCGCAGUCAGCAGCCUCUUCAGAGGCAGGCUGCUGGGCAGCAGAGGUCUGCAACGCCCCCUCAGCCUGGAUGUAACCCCCGGGGCCUGGGAGGCCAUGCUGACCUUUGCCUAUGAGGGGGUGCUGGGACCCGCCCCACGGGGGGAUGUGCUGGUCGCGGCUGAAGCCCUGGGAGCACCCCGGGUGAAGGCUGCGGCCGAGUGGGGACGCGAGGGGGCUGGAAGCACCCGGGAAGGUGAAAAGCAGCCCAGCCAGGCAGAGGAACUGAGAGAGAACCUGCGCACCAUGGAGCUCCUGUACCAAGAAGGCAUCGGGUGUGACCUGGAGCUGGAGGCAGGCGGCUGCCGGCUGCGGGUGCACCGAGCAGCCCUCGCCUGUGGCAGUGAGUUCUUUGGGGCCAUGCUCCUGAGCGGGAUGAGGGAAUCCCAGGGCACAGAGGUGUCUCUGCAUACCAUCUCUGCCCAGGACCUGCGACUCCUUGUCUCCUUUGCCUACUCUGGGGUUGUGCGGGCAAGGUGGCCAGGACUGCUGAGAGCCGCCCAGGCUGCUCUGCGGUACCAGAGCUCUUCCUGCCUGGCUCUGUGCCAGAGAGCCUUGGCACAAGGCCUCAACCCUGCCCGUUGCCUGGCCCUGAUCCCCAUGGCUGAAGCCCCUGGGCUGGAGAGUCUCUGGAGCAAAGCCCGUCACUACCUCCUCACCCACCUGCCUGCUGUGGCUUUGUGCUCCACUUUCCCGUCUUUACCGAUCGCCUGCCUGGCUGAGCUCCUGGACAGCGAUGAGCUACACUUGCUGGAGGAGUUCGAGGCCUUUGCGGCUGCACGGCGUUGGCUAGCUGCCAACCCUGACACCCAGGAGUCAGAGGCCAAGGCCCUGCUUCGAUGCGUCCGCUUUGGCCGUAUGUCCACCAGGGAGCUGCGGAGGGUACGGGCGGCCAGGCUGCCUCCACCCUUGAGCCCGGACUUGCUGCGUCAGCUGAUGGUGGAGGCUGAGGUUCCAGGACAAGAGAGGCGGAGGGAGCCUGACCAGGCACUAGUAGUGAUUGGCGGGGACGGGCUCAGAUCAGACAUGGCCAUGAGACAGCCGUCCCGAGGAGUGUGGUGGGCCCGGGCCUUUCGCUGCGGCGUAGGACUGGUUCGAACCGUGGAGUGGGGACAGCUGCCUGCCCUGCCUGCCCCCGGGCGCUUUCGGCACGGGGCUGCGAGCCUAGCCGGAAGUGAGCUCUACGUGUGUGGCGGACAGGAUUUCUACGGCCACUCUAACACCCUGGCUUCGACUGUCAGGUGGGACCCCAGUCAAGGGGACUGGGAGGAAAUGGCACCUUUGUGCCAGGCUCGGAGCUUUUUCCCCCUGGUGGCGCUGGAUGGACUGCUUUAUGCCCUGGGUGGACGAGACAGUGGUGUGGCCCUCAGCUCUGUGGAGACUUAUAGCCCCAAGCUCAAUAUCUGGAGGCCGGCACCUGCUCUUCCAGCACCACGCUUUGCCCACGCAGCUGCUGUUUUGGAGGGCCAGCUGUACGUGAGCGGCGGCUGCGGCGGGACUGGCCGGUACCUGGCCUCGUUGCUGCACUAUGACCCCAAACUUGAGAAGCCGGGGACACUUCUGAGCCCUAUGGGGGUACCUCGGGCUGGCCACGUCAUGGCUGCUCUGGGUGGGCGGCUGUAUGUAGCGGGGGGGCUAGGUGAGACUGGGGACCUGCUGAGCUUUGAGGCCUAUGAACCAAGGACUGAUAGCUGGACUCACCUGACCCCCCUGCCCUCGCCCCAUGUCGGGGCUGCAGGCGCUGUGCUGCAGGGGGAGCUACUGGUGCUGGGGGGCUACAGCCACCGUACUUACGCCCCCUCCCACCUUAUCCACGCCUUCUGUCCCGGCCUGGGCCGAUGGCUGUGCCUGGGAACUCUGCCGAGGCCUCGGGCUGAGAUGCCUGCCUGCAUCCUGACACAGCCCACCGUGCAGCAAAUAGCUUUGGUUCCCACAGGACACAAAACUAAACCUGGCAGGUGA
Molecule: messenger RNA, 2484 nt
Organism: Eubalaena glacialis (North Atlantic right whale)
Lineage: Eukaryota; Metazoa; Chordata; Mammalia; Artiodactyla; Balaenidae
Gene: KLHL33
Product: kelch like family member 33
Exons: 5
Coding region: 82-2484 (800 amino acids)
Molecular function (GO): protein binding
Source: RefSeq, a predicted model, not a curated record